Molecule: messenger RNA, 5279 nt
Organism: Condylura cristata (star-nosed mole)
Lineage: Eukaryota; Metazoa; Chordata; Mammalia; Eulipotyphla; Talpidae
Gene: NUP42
Product: nucleoporin like 2
Exons: 7
Coding region: 71-1330 (419 amino acids)
Cellular component (GO): nuclear envelope
Molecular function (GO): nuclear export signal receptor activity; metal ion binding
Source: RefSeq, a predicted model, not a curated record
UUGGUAGUUAAAUGCUAUCGGUUGGCCUUGGGUGUCGAAUGAAGACCUUUCCGUCCGCGUUACCGUCGCGAUGACCAUUUGUCAGUACUUCCUCCAAGGCCGGUGCCGCUUUGGAGACCGGUGCUGGAACGAACAUCCCGGCUCCAGGGGUGCGGGCGGGGGACGGCAGCAGCAACCCUCAGGUAGUAACAGACGCGGAUGGAAUACCACUAGCCAGAGAUACUCCAGUGUCAUCCAGCCAUCGAGUUUCUCCAAAUCCUCACCAUGGGGGGGCAGCAGAGACCAAGAAAAGUCAUCUUUCAGUUCUUUUGAUUCUGGAACUUCAACUAACAGAAAUUCAGGAUUUGGAUUAUCUCAGAACCCAUUUGCAUCUCUUAGCUCUGAUGAACAGAAAGGUGAAAAGAAGCUUUUAGAAGGAAUUAUAAAAGAUAUGGAAGUUUGGGAAUCAUCAGGACAGUGGAUGUUUUCAGUUUAUUGUCCAGUGGAAAAGAAACCUAAUAUUUCAGGUUUUGCAGACAUUUCACCAGAGGAGUUGAGGCUUGAGUACCAUAACUUCUUAACCAGCAAUAACUUACAGAGUUAUCUAAAUUCCAUCCAACAAUUAAUAGAUCAGUGGAGGAAAAGGAUAAAUGAACUGAAAAGCCUAAAUACAUCAGCUAAUAUAGCUUUGCUCUCUGAUGUGAAGAAUGGAGUAAAUCCAGGCGCACCUUCAUUUGGAUUUGGCAGUAGGCAGACAGCAACAUUUGGGUCAGUAGGUUUUGCAGUGAAUAAUAGCAGUGAUGAUGCUCAAAAUUUUAGUUUUAAAACAAGCUCUGGGUUUGCCAAUACCCCUUCUGGAAGCCCUUCUGUGUUUGGGAGAACUCCAGCAUUUGGAGCUGCAUCUUCUACCAGUUCUGCUGCCACUACUUCUACUCCAACUUUUGGAUUUGGGAAAGCUGAAACCACAUCUGUUGCUUCGUUUUCAUUUAAAACCCCUGCAACUCCAAGUUUUGGAUCAAGCGGAUUUUCGGGAUUUCCAUCUUCCAUGGCAUCAAGUCCUGUUGGAGCCCAAGUGGCUCCAGCCUUUGGAAGUAGCAGUUCUACGGCUGGAUUUGGUAGUCCAAACUCACAUUCUCACUCUGCUUUUUCCAAGUCACCCAGUGGCACCUUCGGAAAUAGUGGCAUGGCCACCUCCCUGCCUGGCUCAUUUGGCAGUACCACAACAGAUGAUGUGUUAUUCACACCCAAGGACCAGCUGUCAGCAGAAGAACUAGAACAAUUUCAGUCCAAGAAAUUUACACUAGGAAAAAUUCCAUUAAAGCCACCACCUAUGGAACUUCUAAAUGUUUAAAAUGGCAACUUAAAUACUAAAAAGAACAGCUUUAAAUUUAUUUUGAGUGAUUCAUAUAAAAGAGCAGAUGUAUACAUGCACCUAUAUAUCCACAUACACGUAUGUAAAGAAUUUAAGCUUUCAAUAAUUUUAGGGUUUUGAAAUUUAACAUUUUUUCUUGAGCCAAUUUAAGUAAAACAUACCAGCAAGAGUUGUUUUUUUAACCAUAAUUAUGAAGACAACUGAAAAAACUCAAUGUGCACUGAAUAAAUUACAUUUCUCAUUCUAUAUUACUUAACUGGCUUACCCUUUAAACAUUUUUAGGAGAUAAUCCUUAGAACAUUUAGGGGGGAAAUGCUUACAUAUUUAGCCCACUUAUCAAAUAUGAGUAGCAUGACUUUCCUUUAUGUUACAGACUCUGUUAAUGAAAGAAAUAAUAGUUUAUAUGUUAUAAAGGGUAACAAUUUUUAUUUUGGAGGCAUUUUCAUGAACUCACCAUUUUGUUCCCCUGUUGAUUCUGACAGUCUCAUGGGUCAACACUAGAGUUCUUUUCAACAAUUUUAAGCUAAUUUUUAUCUUGGCCUAGUUUUCAUAUAACUUAUUUAUUUCUCACAUAAUCUUACCUUGUAAAUGAAUUUUAAGAAUAGAAAUUGUGAUCUCAUGUGAGUAAACAGAACAUAUAAUGGGAUCAGAAUAAACUAUUUCUAGAAAUUCAAUUAGAAUUCUCAGACAUAUUUGGAUCUCAGAAUGUGAAAAUAAAAGCUUGUGUAUUUUAUAUGUGGAUGAUCCAGGAAGAUACAGAUGGGUCAUGGAUUGAGGCAUGUGUGUUAGAGCCAAGCUCCUUUCUCAGGCCUCAAAAAUACACAGCUAGUACUGCCUGCUUGGCUAGCUAGCAUAGUUCUGCUAUUCAGCUGAUUUUUUAAGUGAAAAUAAAACCAUGCAUAAAAAUAAUCCAAAUGAUUUUGACGUAUUUGCAAAGGAUUCAGUUCUCUGAGAAUCUAAAUACUUUUGAAAUAUUUUUAUCUUUGCCUUAAGGUUCUAGAAUCCCAGCAAUCGGGAAUAUAUACUCAAAGAGUAUGCAUUUGAAACCAUUUUGGGUUUACAGAUGUUAAAUUGUCCAUAAAUUCCUGCUUCCUUUAGCUCUAAAAGACUUUCCAGUGUUUAUUCAACUUAAAAUUGACUCUUAGAUUUUCCUACCUGUAUGGAAAUGUUCCUACCUGUAGAUUUAUUGCAGGCUUACCAGAUGGUGGCACAUGUACUUGUUGUCUACAGGGUAACUGAUGUACACCUAAAGGGGAUAAGUCUGUAUAGCUCCAGUGUAACAACCAAAAAGUAUAGGUACUAAAUGAUGUAUCAUUUAAAGAAUGCAAAACACUAUCAUAUAUAAACAUAAUAAAAGAAUAACAGCAUGAGAAUAAUAAGCACUCAAUCUCCAUCAAAAAGAAAGUCAAGAAAAGUCAUUACAGGAAUUAUCCAUUAAUUCAGAAGCUACAAGAACAUUUACAUAAUUCAGUAGAGAAAACAUAUCACUAUAUAAGAAAAAGGCUGAUUGCUCAGAAUGUUUACUGAUGAUAUGGAUGUACCAAAUGCAAAGGCAAGACUAGGAUUCAGUCCUACGAGACCCACUUGAUCAGUUUUGGAAACAAGCUCUGAAGAACCUGGGAGAUCCCAAACAAAGUGUCAGAAAUGUGAUGUACACAGGCACUGCAAAGAAUACAUACAAAUGUCUAACAGUUGUGAGGGGCAAUCAGCCGCUGUAACUUCCCAGAGGAAGUGAAGUUUUUAAAGUUUUGAAAGGGUAGUGAAAUCAUAGUGGGAAGGAGGAAUACCCAAAAUUGCCAGAGAGCUAGAGAUAACCUAGCCUGGAAGGAAGAUACAUUGUGAAGAAUCUGAGACAAACUUUUUCUUUAAGGAAUCUGUACUAACAGGGUAAAUUUGGGCAGGUUAACUUUUCUUACCUGCAGAGUAGGUAAUAUCCACCACCCAGUGAUUAUGUGAAUCAGUAAUGAAUGUAUCUAGCAGAGAAGUUAUACUCAUUAAUUCCAUUAUCGAGCAAAACUGCUUAUUCAGUAUAAAGAAUUCAAACAAAAAUACAUAAAAAUAAAAAUUAUAUUCCACUUCCCCAAUAACAUUGUCUAAAUUUUUGUGUAUGAUUCAUGUUUUUUUCUUUAUACACAUUCUGUAGUUUUCAGUGCUAUCAUGAUUUUGUGCCUUGUCAGUUAACAGGAUCUUGAACUUUCAAUGUCAGCACAUAGAUUCAUUGUUUUUAAAGGUCAUACAGUAUUCCAUUGUUUAUUAGCCAUGUCCCUGGUUAUGGGCCAACAAUGCUUCAGUAAGACAUCCUGGAAUACACAUACAUGUUACAGAAUGUCUUACUGAAGAUGUGUGUUUAUAUACAUGCAUAGAUAUAUAUAAAUAUAUCUUUAUGCCAUUGUAUUUUUCUAAGAAGUAAAAAUCAUUGAGUUUAAGAAGAGUUCUGAUUUUGCUAAACUGCUCUUUGAAAUGUAGUCAAUUUAUCCCGUCUCCUGAAAACAGGGGACACAAACCAUUUACAUGUCAAAGGAGAGUAGAUAAUGAUUUUGUUGUAAUUGAAUAUACAUGAGGAUGGGGUUUGAUAAGCAAUGUUCUUUAGUCCCUACCAGGGAAGUCCCCUGGAAUAGAACUGCAUUCUUUGCUGUCUUCUAAUUGUCUUCUCUCUGAAGUUUUGGAUCUUGUGUAAGUUCCCCCCAUCAAAACAGCUGGAGAAAAAGGGUUUCCAACUGCUCUAAAUAUAUUACCUUCUCUACAGACCAAAUGUAUAAUGUUUACCAGUAUUGAAUGUGCAAACCCAUCAUUGACCAGAAGGAUGGAUCUCAUAGGAGAAAGAAAACAAAAAUAUUGGCAGAAAGCCCUAACUCAGGCAGCUUGCUGAUGAGGAUGGAACUAGAGAAAGAUGGAUCUUAGAAACAACUCCAGCUUUCUAACCAAGGAGCUUCUAACAUACCAAACCUGAGACAAAUAGGUAAGAGCUGCACAAGAGGAAAAUGAAACUACUGGGGAAAAUAAUUAUCCCCCAAUGAUUUAGUCACCUAACCUCACAUCUGUUUCUGCUUACAUUCCAUGGCAUGUCAUCUUGAAGAUAAAUAACUUAUACACCUCUGCACCUUUCCGCUAAGCUCUGGCAUAGCCAACCUACAUCCCUGGGAGGCCGUCUCCUAUGACCAGCACAUCUGCAGAGUGCCCUGCACUUGUUCCCACUUAGCUAUUUCAUGCCCCCUUUGCAGUCUUCUAAUUGUCUUCUCUCUGAAGGAAUGACCACUCAACUUCACAGAGAAAUUGGAACACAAUGAUCUUUUUCUUAUGUACUCCAGCACCAGCCCUCCACGUACACUAUGUGACACCACCCAUUAUCCCCUCUCCUGCAUCACCUAGUCUCCCUCUUUAGGCCUCCCAUAAAUAUCACAUGGUGUAGCAUCUCCCUGCUGGGGGUAAACAAGUGCAGGCUCUUGACCUAGUCUUUUCAAAACACUACCCUAGUUCUUUGCUCCUGUAACAGCCAUGCCUCAAAAUGUUUCAUUUGAUCAUUCCCCUCUCCCACCCAAUCUUGCCUCUCCUUGACCCAUUCUAAUUUGUCUUCUGGCCCCUAUUCCACUGAAACUUCCUUACUCAAGUUUCAGUUCCAAUCAAUACUCCCUUCAGGAUCCCUUUUCAUACUGCCAACCUUCCUGCAGCAGCUCCAGAGGCAACAUCUUAUUAAGAACAGUGAAGAAAAAAGUCUCAGCAAAAUUCUCAUGCCCCCUUACUGCCUCUGAGCAGGAUAUGUGCCCAUUCUAGAUCAGUGAUAGAAUACAGAGACUUUUCUGUUCUAACCAAAUGCUGAUACAAAGAGCUGCCUCAUUCUUGUUAAAAGCUGCAUUAUAGGCCCUCCCUAGUGGCGCAGCGGGUUAAAGCACAGCACUGAGAAUCUAAAGCCACUUCCGCAUGAGUUCGA